Messenger RNA from Fundulus heteroclitus (mummichog), 1615 nucleotides. RefSeq lists its product as uncharacterized. The record is from RefSeq and is a predicted model, not a curated record. NCBI's taxonomy places the organism in Eukaryota, Metazoa, Chordata, Actinopteri, Cyprinodontiformes, Fundulidae. The transcript is spliced from 7 exons. The coding region runs from base 120 to 1370 and encodes 416 amino acids.
UUCUUUGCAGACUUCAAGAGAAUCAAACUGUGAAGAUCACCUUUUAUUCGUUUGAAAAAGGUGUGGCCAAGCCUGACUCUGUCACAACAUACUUAAAAGAGUUUAUUGAAGACCUAAGCAUGUCCUUCAGCGUUGUGGAAUUCAGUGAAGAGUCAACAGAGGGAAAGAAGUUGGUGGAUAUUAUCCCAUCAUGUUGGUUCACAGAUGAAAACAAGGUCCAGUGCUUCUGGCCAGCAGGCCUUGGUAUAAAUGUCACUAAAGCAGUAAAGCAACAACUACAGCCAGAUGCUUCAUGGAAGAUAUGCUAUGUGCGUGCCCUUGGAAAUGCAGACAACUAUGGAGAAGCACGACGAAAGCUUGCAAGGGCAGAAGCGACAUCGGAUCUUCAAACAGAUAAUGAUAUCCCAGAAAAGCGCCGUAGAAGAUCCUCCAAAAAAUGGGGCACAUUUUCAUCAAGUGAAGACAGUGUGGACUCCUCGGAGAAUGAAGUUCCACCUUCUCCUCCCUUGGAAUUUACCACAAUUGGAUCUGCCUCAAAAGUGUAUAGUCUCGGUGUACACAGAAAGAGAAGCCCCAUUGCAACUUCUGCGCUGGAAAGCCCCAGCACACCAGCUCCAAAUCUGAGAAGCCCCAGCACAACACCAGCUCCAAAUCUGAGAAGCCCCAGCACAACACCAGCUCCAAAUCUGAGAAGCCCCAGCACAACACCAGCUCCAAAUCUGAGAAGCCCCAGCACAACACCAGCUCCAAAUCUGAGAAGCCCCCCUGCAAGUCUUUCUACAAGUCCUGGGACUUUAUUGAGCAGGAGCAGCUCCAGCUUGGAAGAGGCUAUGUUUACGCGACUGGUUACUCUUCUUGAGGAGGUCAGAGAAACACAAAAACUACAUGGCCAGUUGCUGAAUACCUUACUGAGACAGAAAUCUGCUUCACCACUGGUUGAACCACCUGAAGGAGCUGUUUUUCCAAUGUGUACAAUCAAUGAUGUCCUGAGCAUAAAUGAGAAGCUGGGUGAAUCAGACUUCAUGUCUGGAGUUGUUGCCAUGGUUGCAGAAAUUGGAGGAGCGUCCUUAGAUGAUGCAAUACGACGAGCUAUGGGAUUCCUCAUGUCCCAUGAAUUGGCAUUGCAGUUCAACCUUUUUGGCCGACAUGGGAAACACAAGUUCCGGGACCUGCGUCUCUUUGAUGUUGUCCAUGGAGCACUUAAAAGAAAUGGAUCCAUCCACGGAAUCACCCACAAAGAUACCGAAAAGGCACUAUCAAAGUGGUUUACUGGAGCCCGUGACAGAGGUGGAAAUCGAAAGGUUCGAGCGACUAAGGAGGCUGCCAGUUCACAUUCAGGUGGGCAGGACUUCCAAGAUGGACAGUUUUAAGAGAGCUUUCAAGUUUAAGCAUGCAUGUGGCAUGUAAGUUAUUGAACAAUGUGUUAUACAAAAGUAUUGUUCAGUGUGUGUGCGCGUGCGUGCUAGUAAACAAGUUUUUUGUUUUUGUUUACCAGCGCAAUUCUUGUUGUGGCACCAUUUGCUCUGUGUUAACAAAGUUCUAAUAAUUGCUGUGGUAAAAAAUAACUUCUAACAAUAUUUGAAAUUACAAAAUAAAAAGCCUUAACCAAAAGAAA